AUGCAAGCUCAACCCAUACCUUUUAAAUUAAAAUAUGGCUGAAAGCAGGGAGUCUCCUCUUGUUUCAUUGGAAGACAUUACCAGAGCUGUGAGUGUAUUGGAGGCCAGUCCUCAUGUUGAUAGAACAGGAUUGAUUCGUGUAAAUCCUUCACGCUAUGGGAUAUCAGCAAAUGGAACUGAGCUCUACUUCAAACUGGAAGGAAUGCAGAACAAAGGAUCCUUUAAAUUAAGAGGUGUUGUAAACCAACUGGAGAAUGCUCCUCCUGAGGUGAAGGAAGGGAAGAGGACACUGGUCACAAUGUCUGCCGGUAACUAUGGCCGCUCCUUUGCUUACCUUUGCAAAGAGAAUCAGCUCAAGGGGAAGGUGGUAAUGCCAGACGUAUCUCCAGCAAACAGAGCAGAACUGAUCCGAGGCCAUGGAUUAGAGGUACAGCUAGUGCCUACUUCACAGCUUAAGGAGACAGUGGAGCAAUGUGUUCAAAAGGAGGACAUGCUCUUUAUGCAUCCAUUUAAUGACCUUCACCUCAUUGCUGGGUAUGGUAGCAUCGGCUAUGAGUUGUACCAGGAACUGACUAACAUUGAUAUCAUCAUAGUCUGCUGUGGAGGAGGGGGCCUGUUAGCUGGGAUUGCUUCAUAUGCUAAACUAUCAGGAAAAGGAUCUAAUACUCGUCUCAUUGGAGUGGAGCCUGAAGGAGCCCCCACCAUGUACCUGAGCUUAAAGGAAGGACGAGCGGUUGAGAAACCUGAUGCUAAGAGCAUAGCAGGAGGUCUGUCACCUCCUUAUGCUGGGACCAAUACUUACCAAAUAGUGAAAGAGUUUGUAGAGGAAGUGGUUCUUGUUAGUGAUGAUGAGAUCAAGGAAAGUGUGAGAUUAUUGUACAAUAAUGGACUGGUAGUGGAGCCAUCAGGAGCUGCUGGCCUAACUGCACUGAGGUGUGGCAAGAUUAGAGAUAUUGAUGGAAAGAAAAUUGCAGUAAUCAUCAGUGGAAGCAAUGUAUCACCUCAGGAACUUGUUAAUAUUAUGCAAUGAUUGUAGCUCAUUAAUUAUUCAUGAUUUAAUUGGUAAUUAAUAAUAA
Messenger RNA from Amphimedon queenslandica, 1076 nucleotides. RefSeq names its product L-threonine ammonia-lyase-like. Lineage: Eukaryota; Metazoa; Porifera; Demospongiae; Haplosclerida; Niphatidae. The transcript has 2 exons. Gene Ontology annotation, biological process: L-serine catabolic process; L-threonine catabolic process. Gene Ontology annotation, molecular function: L-serine ammonia-lyase activity; threonine deaminase activity. Bases 35 to 1030 code for a protein of 331 amino acids. The record is from RefSeq and is a predicted model, not a curated record.